UCAGGCCGUCCUCUCUUUCCCCCCACUCUCUCUGGUCCACUCUGUACCUCCCUGAGUGCCAGCACUCUUUCUGGAUCUCUCUUUCCCCACAGCUGAAUGUUCUGGAGUCUGGAGGAGUCUUUAAGUUGUGGUGAAGAAGCACAGGAGGAGUAGAAGAAGGAGAUACUGCUGAGUGACAGAGAUCUUUAAAAAAAAGAAGAAGAAGAAAGGAUUUAAGGGUGCUGAUUUAGAGAGAAUGGCUUUACUGUGUUAUAACAGAGGCUGUGGGGACCGGUACGAUGAAGACAAAAACGCAGACGAUGCGUGUCGUUAUCACCCAGGAAUACCCAUCUUUCAUGAUGCACUGAAGGGCUGGUCCUGCUGUAAAAAGAGAACUACAGACUUCUCUGAGUUUCUCUCCAUCCAGGGUUGUGCUCGUGGGCGGCAUAGUAAUGUAAAGCCAGAGGAGCCGCUGAGGCCGGAGGUGACGUCUGAUAAAGGAGAGCAGAAACAACACAGCGGUAAUGAGAUAAUCUACCAGGGCCCUAAAUCUGCUGAAAAACUGCAGAAGGAGAGACCCAGCUCAGAUGAGCCCAAAUCCAAGCUGAAGGUGAAGGUGUCUCCCUCUCUGACUCAGAUCCUGGAGAAAAUGGAAAUCACUGAAAGAGAAAAAAAGCAGCAGAUAGAGAGCAAAGGAGUCAUUGUCGGGACGAAGUGCAAGAACGCUGGAUGCAAAACACUUUACCAGGGUCCAGAGACAGACGCUGAGAUUUGCACACAUCACCCCGGAGCUCCAGUCUUCCAUGAGGGGUACAAAUACUGGAGCUGCUGCUGCAUAAAGACCAUUGACUUCAAUGCUUUUCUGGAUCAGAAGGGCUGCACUGCAGGCAAACACCGCUGGAUCCCAAAACAGGACAAGAAGAAGGUAGCAUGUCGGCAUGACUGGCACCAGACCGGUAACCAGGUGGUGGUCACAAUCUACGCCAAGAACGCCAGCCCUGAGAAUUCCUACGUGGAGGCGAACCGCACAGUGCUGACAUGCCACAUUCAGUUCGAGACUGACAAGGUGUUUCACAAGGACAUCCACCUGUGGGGGGUAGUUGAUGUGAAAAGCAGUUUGGUGAACAUGGUGCCGUCUAAAGUGGAGGUGACCCUGAAGAAGAUGGACCUGGUGGCCUGGGGGAAGCUGGAGGACCCUCACCACAAACCUGAGCCAGAGGUGACAGACAACGCCGCCACAGAGGAACCAGACCAGAAGCCGGACUGGUACAUCUCAGACGAUGACAUCAGCGAGUCUGACUGGGAGGAUUCGGAUGAUGAGGAGGAGAAGAAGAAGGAUAAAAAUGAGAGUGAAAAGAAGAGCGAGAAGCAAACAGAGGAGGAGAAGAGCGAGGAGAAAAACGAGCAGAAGAUUGAGAAGGAGAUCGAGCAGAAGAUUGAGGAGAUAAUUGAGGAGAAGAGCGAGAAGAAGCAGAUAAAUGAUCCAGAGGAAAGCGACAUGCCCGAGCUGGAGGAGGCCAAGGAUGUUCCUCCAGAGAAGGAUAACGGCCCAUUCAUGUCCAAAUAAACAUUUCUGUUUUAUACAACAUAUCAUCCACACUGUCACUGUCAUUAAAACUAAAAAAAUUGUAAAACCUUUUUUUUUUGUUAAAUUUUUCUUACUGCAAUUCUGUGAUACUCUAAUAAUAUCUCACACGAUGAUGCUCUGCGAUAUUUCACAGCAUCUGUGUUACUGAAGAGAAUAAAAUCCUCCAAAAUAAUCAAA
Astyanax mexicanus (Mexican tetra) is the source of this 1744-nucleotide messenger RNA. RefSeq names its product CHORD and p23_melusin_like domain-containing protein. The record is from RefSeq and is a predicted model, not a curated record. The coding region runs from base 236 to 1546 and encodes 436 amino acids. The transcript has 11 exons. Lineage: Eukaryota; Metazoa; Chordata; Actinopteri; Characiformes; Acestrorhamphidae.